AUGGAGACAUUCAAGAUAACUUCUUUCCUUACCAAUGAUAGGGAGCAACUAGAGCUCAUUAGGGGGCAUUUUGAGCAAUACCCAGAUGGAAUGACGUUAGACGAUUUUCGUGGUGUCUUUUCCCAAUAUUUCACUACGGGAAAAGGAAGACGUGAUAAUAGUGCCUGGGGAGGACAAACCAUUCGAUCAAAUUUGGGAGUUCGUGGAGGAGUAAUAGGAGAAGAAACGCCGUUUGGUCGACCGCGUAGUGUUAGAGGUAGUCUUCGACGAACAGAGGGAAGAGAUUCCAUCUCUGUAAAGAGUGAUUUGAAUUUUGGUUUUUCCGCUGUAACGUUAGAAGAUGCCUUUACGACACUUCGUGAAGGUUUAAAUGCAUCUCUUAAUUUUGGAGGUAAAUCAUUCCGACGCCCGUUGGAGGAACAAGUGAGCGGAAGUGCAGUGGAAGUGUUAUUUGGCAAAAUUGACACGGAUGGUGAUGGGAUUAUUACGUGGGAGGAUGUAUUGCAAUUAGCGGUGGAAGAGGCUACACAGAGUAUUACCGUGAUGACAGAAGAGAUGCGAUCCUAUUCUUUUUCUCGUGUUUCUCCACGAAUGAAACUUAUUCAAACUAUUCAUACACUUCCAAAUCAUAAAUCUUUAUUCGCCGUAGUUACCCGAACAGAUCCUCUUGUUUUGUUAAGUAAGAAAGACUUUAGUGUGGUUAAACAGUUUAGUUUAAAGGAUUUUGAUAAUACGUAUCCACAGCAUAUAGAGUAUUUACCUCUACCAGAUGUUUAUCUUGCUUGUACCUCACAAAGUAAAACGAUUCGUGGUUGGUGGAAUGUGAUAUCUAACAAUCGUAUGGGAACAUUAAAUCCACUGGCAUUAACAGAUGUGGUUCGUCAAAUGCGUACACAUCAUAAAAUAUUUCCAUAUUCUUUCUUUACAGGUGGUAGUCAUGGUAGUGUAAUGCAUUGGCAAGUACCUAAACAACGGUCUAUAGUAGAAAUGAGUAGUGUAAACUGUUAUGAAGGACUUCACUCAAGAGAUACAGGUGGGAUUACAGAUUUUACUCUUACAGAUGAAUGGCUUUUAACUACUGGAUUUGAUCAUCGAUUACUUUCUACAAAUUUAGAAACUGGAAGAUCUAUUCUUAUUGGAAGACCACGUGAAACUAUACGUUUUGUAGAAUAUAAUGCAAGUUAUGCUUGUUUACCAAGUGUAUCGUAUACAAAUCAAAUUCUUUUAUGGGAUGUUCGUUCAUCUGCUGUAACACCUGGAGCUGCAUUUGGAGAUGAAUCUGUCAAACAACAUACUGCAGAUAUCAUUGGACUUUGUAAUGCCCCUGGUUUACCUCAAGUUAUUACUGGUGAUUCAUCAGGUUUAGUUAAAGUUUGGGAUCUACGUAUGCUUCGAUGUACACAAACUAUGUAUGCAGAUGGAAGUGUUGGGGAUGAAACUAAUGUGGAUUUUUUCUAUGGUGAUCAAGCUAAUUAUCAAGAUUCAGAAGCUUUUGCUAUUCGAGCUGUAGAAAGAGAUGAUUUACGACGUAUUCGUUCUAUUGGUUACUUUGGAUCUACACAAGAAAUUGUAUGUGCUUCAUCUGAAUCUAUUUAUUGUGUUCGUUAUAAUCAUCGUCGUGAUGGUAAUGCGGCUGAUAUUGAAACUAUUAAUUACGCUUGUUAUGAUGUCCAACAAGGUACUAUUAUUUUACAAGGACCAACUCGUACAUCUAUUUGGGAUGCGGUAGAUGGAUUUCGUAAACGUGUUUUUGAUCGUGCUUCUCUUAUUAGAGGUUCUUAUCGACAUCAAGAAGUUGUAACCAUGUGUAUGGAUAAUUCUCGUAGUCGUGCUUUUUUUGCUCUUGCAGAUGGAACUAUAGAACUUCGAUCCUCUAAAACAUUUGAAGUAUUAGAAACGAUUGAAAUGCAUGAUGUGAAUGCACAAGAAAUGAUUUUUAGUUCAAGACAUAAUAUGCUUGUAGUGAUUACAACUAAUGGAACUCUUUCUGUUCGUUAUGAUACAGAAUCUGGUUUCUCUUCUAAUCCUAUUACUAUUGUACUUUCCAGUGAACCCUUACGUGCCUUAACGAUAAGUGAUGAGGUUGGCUUAAUUGGUUGUUGUGAUAAUUCUAAUUUAUUUUUCGUGGAUUAUAAACAAACCAAGUUGUAUGUUGUUUCUAUUUCAGUUAAAAAAACUGUACGGACAAUGUGUUUACUUGGAAAAUACCCUAUUAUGGCAGUAGGCUGUGAUGAUGGAGAAAUUUCUCUCUGGUCAACACCACCAGCUGAAGAAAGUUAUGUCCAAUUGGUUUCUUUUUUUAUUGGGAAACGAACAGAAGAAGAGGAAAAAACGGCAUGUACACCCACACGCAGUAGAGGAGGUUCUUCUAAACAUUUCUCUUUAACGACAAGGGAUUCAUCCAUAACAGUACCAAAGACAUCUGAAGAAAGUAUUCCUUAUGAAAGGAUUUCCGCUUCUAUAGCAAUGGAUGAUAGAAGGAGAACUUUUACAGAUUUACUUCAGGUAAUUGCUAUAGAUGAUAAUAGAAAAGAUGGAUUAACAUGGUUAACCUGUGAUGAUGUAUCACAUCGUCUUUUUGCUGGUGAUCAAAAAGGAAAUGUAUAUGUGUAUUCACUUUGUCCUUUUCUACAAGAAUUUGGUUUUCAACGUUGUUCUUUUGAGAAGAGAGUACGAUACCGACUUCGAGAUGCUCAAAAUGAUUAUACAGUAUCUUCCUAUUUACCACUUUUAAUGAAUACAGUUUCUUUACAUAAAGGACCUAUAAACUACUUGACAUGGAUUCCUACUUUAAGUGCUCUCAUUUCAUGUGGAUGUGAUCGUUUAGUAAAAAUACUUAACUAUGAUGGAAAAGAAACUGGACAACUUUACAUGGAUCGACUUCCACCCAAACGAGUUAUGGAUGAUGUAGGUUACUUGGAUCAUGUAGGGGAUUGGCAACAAAGAGAAGAAGAUCAAAAACAUCUUUAUUCUCUUCCUCCUACUAUCGCUUCUUCUACAGUAUGUCAAAAUUGUGUGAAGUUAGAAGAAGAAAUGAAUAAUCGUCGUUACACUGCAGAUGGGAUGUCUGGAGCGGAAUGUACAUCGCCUAUUGUGUUGCCAACAUUAAAUACACGUCGUGGAGUGAGUUUAGUCUCUUGGGGAAAUAAUGAACACAUGGGAACACAACUGGGUAGUUUUAUGGCCACAUCAGAAGAAGAAUCGACGGCUAGUUCUAUGAAAAAUACAACAACAGGAGGAACAACUUCUCUUAGUCCAUCUGCUACGUUUCCCACCACUACGAUUACGAAUGUGAAUACCAAUACCAAUAUUACUACUACUACUAUUCUUACCCCUACUCCUACUCCUACUACUGCUAAUAAUAAUAAUAAUAAUAAUAACAAUAACAGUAGUAGUAGUAAUGGUAAUAGUAAUAAUAAUAAUAGUAAUACUGUUAUUGGUUCCCCCGUUGCCAUUAAUGCCAAUACUAUGGCACCUGUUCCCACCACUACUACUAGUACAACAACAACAACUAGGACUACUACGACUACUACGACUACUACUGCAUCUGCGACUGUUACUUUGGUUAGCCCUACAGUUGCACCUUUAGAUUCUACAUUUCCAUUAACUUCUCGUUUAGUGGCACUGGAGGAAAAGAAACAGUGGAGACCACUAAAGGAGAAACCACGUGAAUUUCGAGAACGAGAAUACGAUCCUCCUACACGAUCUGUAAGCACGGCAGCCGAUUUCUUUAUGGAUGCGGGAGUGGGAGCGGGUGUGAGGAAAAAACUCUCUUCUGUGGAAGAAGUCAUUCAUACAAUCAAAUGGUGGGAGACCGCGCGGGUUCGCAGUCCACCACCCACGUGGAAGAGAAGAACAGAUAUUCUCACAACACCCGUACAGUUUGGAAAAGACAGUGAAACCGUGCAAACCACCGCAACCGAUGGACUCUCUCUCUUUGGUGCUGGUAUGACUCGGCAAAGUGGAAAGUCGCCUACAUCCACACGAGAUUCACCAGGGAGACCAGAAAGCGUUUUAAAUUUAGAAACGCGAAAUACAUCAUUACACAUUGGAAGAGUUAUUCAAAAAAAGGUUGGAAAAGAGAAGCGAGCAUUCUGCGCAGUGAAAUCCUCUGAAAAAGCUGAUGAGGCUACAAAGAGUGACACAGACUCAUUUCUUAAUGAUAUGAUACAAUCAUAUGGAAAGGAACUGCAUCGUUGUAUACGUGGAAAAAAGAAAACGAAGCGUUCUCUGAAGAAUAUUUCUGCUGUUGAAAAUGUUUAA
Trypanosoma theileri is the source of this 4263-nucleotide messenger RNA. RefSeq lists its product as uncharacterized. Gene Ontology annotation, molecular function: calcium ion binding; protein binding. The coding region runs from base 1 to 4263 and encodes 1420 amino acids. The record is from RefSeq and is a predicted model, not a curated record. NCBI's taxonomy places the organism in Eukaryota, Euglenozoa, Kinetoplastea, Trypanosomatida, Trypanosomatidae. The transcript has a single exon.